Messenger RNA from Lachancea dasiensis, 2382 nucleotides. Lineage: Eukaryota; Fungi; Ascomycota; Saccharomycetes; Saccharomycetales; Saccharomycetaceae. The record is from the annotation of a GenBank genome assembly.
AUGGACAAAAAAGAGACUGAGAGUUCUGGUCAGAACCAUCCGGCUUCGAUCAUACCUCCGCCACAGGCUUUGGCGCCUGGAAUGGCACCACGAGUGGACUCGAUCUCGAUGUAUACCAACUUCAAUGCCCCACGGCUUUCCACAGAUGCGUCGAUAAACUCGUUUCUCAAUAUCUCUGAAACCCAGGGCCAAAGCUUAGGGGGGGUGCAGAACUUACAACAGUCAGGUCAGCAAUCGCAACCCCAGCAAGGCCAAUUACGACAGGACCCUGGGCCCUAUAGCCGAGGUUACUCCAUAAUCAAUGGAUUCUGGCCCGGCUCCUCAGCUGGUCAAUCUCAAAUGCCUACUCAACAAGAUGCCGGAAAUCAGUUCACCGCAGUACGCCGCCAGAGCGAACAAUUGGAGCCUUUUUUUCCGCGCUUCAAAACGCCGAGUUUUUCCUCUGGAAGGUCUGGCUCGAUUCAAUACCAACAGCAGUAUGUACCACCCCCCAGCGGUGGUGGCCAUAGAGGAUCUGAUAUUCUGAUACCGGGAUCCAAGCGGAACUCCUUCUUUUUUUCUGGUGCCGAGCCUCCAGAUUUAGAUUUCUUUACCUCAGGGAAACGCGAUUCUCAACCCAUCAUGAAACCGCCACAUAUUCUUCCUCAUCGAAAUAGCUCAUCAGCUGGUCUGCCAUUCCUUAGGCGCCCCAGCUUGUCAAACCCGCUGUCACACCUCAAUAAUCCUCCGGCAGGAAUAGCCAAUGAUUCACCUAGUACUAGUUUGGAAAAUAACCAUCAUAGCUCAGUUCCGACAAUUGCUAGUACGGAUAGCGCAGGAAACGCUCCACUUAAUGCAAAUGUUUCUACAGACUCUAGGGCCGCUCCUCCUCCCACACAGGAUUCUGAUCUCGAGGCGAUCUUCAAUCAGAGCCUUUCUUCGCGGAAAAAUUCAUUGCGCUUCUCGACAGAUGAUUUCGAUUUCGACUUCAGGCGACGCGAAUCGUCGAUUCGCGGCUUGCUUGAUAAUCAAGGAUUCAUUCCCAUGUUAUCUAGUGGAACAAAUAAAAUUGGCUUGAAGGAUCUUCCGCCCCGCGCCAAAUCUCUUUCCGGAUCGCCUCUUCCUAGAAGCCCAGCUGAUGACGAUUUUGGUGCUCAUUUUCGCACACAAGCACCGCCUAUGCCACAGCGAAACGAGCUCGCAACCCAGGACAAAGAUGAUUCAGAGCCCCCAGAAAGGAAAAUAAGACGUAUGGGUCAGGACGAAAGUCCCAAAGUCAAAGCAGAACCUUUGGAAAAUACGGUAAACUACUUGGAGCCCAAGGAAUUACUGUUGGCAUCGGAUGACGGCAGGCCGCUUCUAGGUGCCACGAAAGUAGAUCAAUUAAUGCUGAUGAUUCAAGCUCGAAAAAAGGGAGUGACAGAUCGGGUGCCCAGGAAUGCAGAUGGUUCUCUAUUGCUCGAAGAUGCACCAUCAAUUAUUCCUCCAAUGAGUGAGUUGGUGGGUGGUGUGGAAAAGCCAAAAAGCCGCUGCACAAAGCAGCACGAAUGCCCUUACUGUCAUAAAUGUUUUACGCAAGCUACUCAUUUAGAGGUACAUGUAAGGUCGCAUAUAGGCUACAAGCCUUUCCAGUGCGAGCACUGCGGGAAAAGAUUCACACAAGGUGGAAAUUUACGUACUCAUAUCAGACUCCACACCGGAGAAAAGCCAUAUGAGUGUGAAAAAUGUGGUAGGAAGUUUUCCAGGAAGGGAAACCUUGCUGCUCAUCGGUUGACCCAUGAGAAUUUAAGACCAUUCAGCUGCAAACUCGAUGGAUGUAACAAGAGUUUCACACAGCUUGGAAACAUGAAGGCCCACCAAAAUCGAUUUCACCUGCAUACUUUAAACGCUUUGACCCAAAGGUUGGCCGAGAUGGACCCGAAUGAAGAUAUUGCCUCGGAAGAACGAGAGCUGCUCGAAUACAUCGGAGACCUUUACAAAAACUCUAAUAGAGGUAUCAAAGGACGAGGGAAAGGAAAUACUCGUAUCGCUAAAAGCGACUUCUCUCCUCAGUUUACGGCCACCCAGCCUCAAUCCUCCAAUAGUGCAAAAUUAUUGGCCACAGGGAACCCUUCACAGGUUAUACCCAAAACUAUGGCUUUACCACAGCCCAUGGACCCUACUGAUCGGCCGGAUAUACCGUAUAAACCGGAUCUGGUUACAGAUGAUCCUUCUAAUCAGCUAACGGGUCAUUCGUCGCAGGGUGCAUUGGGUGCUGUUGGGGACCAGCCAUCAACUUCCGACCCCCGAGACCAUGGUUAUCAAUACAACGUUGGCUCUCAAGUGAAACUUGAACCUCGAGACCAGUUUCGGUCUCACAUAAACGGAGGUACCGGUAUGCGGUUCAAAAAUGUCACUUACUAG